Molecule: messenger RNA, 1339 nt
Organism: Phytophthora nicotianae INRA-310
Lineage: Eukaryota; Oomycota; Peronosporomycetes; Peronosporales; Peronosporaceae
Exons: 6
Coding region: 415-1239 (274 amino acids)
Molecular function (GO): zinc ion binding; oxidoreductase activity
Source: RefSeq, a predicted model, not a curated record
GUGAUUGCUCGCUGCUCAAACCUAACUUCUUCUUCUACCACUUCAACGCGAUCUGCGAAUAAAGCUAUGCGAGCGUGGUUCUACACCAAACACGGAGGUCCUAGCGUCAUGCAAACGGGUGACCAGCCGGACCCUGAGCUGCGGGGGCCAAAGGACAUCGUGGUGAAAGUCCACGCAGUCGCGCUCAACCCAGUAAGCUCGCUGGUGUGCUGUUUAUCCAACAUGGGCUCCGCCAGUAACUGUUGUGAAAUACUAUCACCAACGGCAGAUUGACUACAAGCGGCGUCAGGGCGUGCUGAAGAUGCUAUUGAAGGAGAAGUGGUGAGCACCCCCGUAUGCCUUGAAACUGGUAGAAAAUGCGCUGACGAGGAAUCAUAUGACAGGCCACACAUUAUCGGAUACGACUUCUCGGGUAUGGUGACCAAUUGCGGAGACAGCGUGGACAAGUUUGCUGUGGGCGACGAGGUGUUCGGCAUGCUACCGCACGACAGCAACGGAGCCCUAGCAGACUUUGUCGUCGUGGAAGCGGAGUAUAUCAGCAAGAAACCGUCGAACUUGACGCAUGUGGAGGCCGCAGCUCUACCUCUGGUGACGCAAACAGCGCUACAAUGCUUUCGACUGGGACAACUAGCUGAAAACAAAAAGGUGCUUAUCACCGGCGGGGCUGGUGGCGCUGGAUCCAUGGCUAUUCAAAUCGCCAAGACUGUUUUCAAGGCAAAAACUGUUGCCACAACUGCAAGCACGAAAAAGCUGGAGCGGAUGCGACUGCUUGGUGCGGAUGAGGCGGUGGACUACGGACACGAGCGUUUUGAGCGCGAGCUGGCCGAGUAUGACUUCGCUAUGGACUGCACUGGAGAGGCCAAGCAGUGUUUCGAGUGCAUUACACGUGGUGGUGCAGUCGUCUCGAUCGCAGAGACACCGACCUGGAAAUCCCUCUCAACUGGUGACCUCCAAGGUUUGACCGUGUCUUACUUUCUAGGUUUUAUCCUGGACUGCUUGAGCAGCUCUGUCACGCGUCGCGCGCGUCUAGCUCAAAUCACGUACGAAUACAUGUUCGUCGUGGCCGAUGGAGCCGUUAUGGGCGAGAUCCGUCAGCUCGCCGAGCAACGCUCCAUUACACCGGUGAUCGACAAGGUUUUCCCGUUGGAAAAAGCCGACAUGGCAAUGGAGUACUUGGAGGCGGGGCACGCAAUGGGAAAAGUAAUCGUGCAGCUCGUCGAUACUACUAAGGCUAGCUAAAGCAUCUUGAUUCUUUGAAUGAGUAUGCAGUAGGAAGUAACAAGCAUGCAGUAUUUGACAAACGCUUUUUCUAUUAUUCAACGUGACUUUGUCUCAGUCU